This is a messenger RNA of Hevea brasiliensis (rubber tree), 2873 nucleotides long. RefSeq names its product nuclear pore complex protein NUP98B. Gene Ontology annotation, biological process: post-transcriptional tethering of RNA polymerase II gene DNA at nuclear periphery; RNA export from nucleus; protein import into nucleus. Gene Ontology annotation, cellular component: nuclear pore cytoplasmic filaments; nuclear pore. The transcript is spliced from 6 exons. Gene Ontology annotation, molecular function: structural constituent of nuclear pore. Lineage: Eukaryota; Viridiplantae; Streptophyta; Magnoliopsida; Malpighiales; Euphorbiaceae. The coding region runs from base 349 to 2415 and encodes 688 amino acids. The record is from RefSeq and is a predicted model, not a curated record.
ACCUUUUCAUCUCAUUGGUUCCUUUUCUUUUUACUAUAAUAAUAGAAGACACAAUUGUCAUCAGUGGAGCAACUUCAUAGAGAAGUAGAAGAAAGAGAAUAGCUCAUCCAAAGAGAAAACAGGCGAAUUAUAAUAACAAUGAGCGAGAAAAUAUUUGAACAGUACGUGAUGUUGUAGAUCAACAGAAGCUCGUUGCUGAUAGUUACAGCUUCAGACUGUGACCACAGCAGUAACAGGGAUCAAACUAAAACUAGACUCCAUCCUGUUGGAAUCAAUCUAUAUUUCUUGUUCAGGAUUAGACUCAAUAAUUUCACCCAAAUUUUUGGUUCAAGUGCAUCAAGUGUUCCAAUGGCUGGUUUAUCAAGUAAUCCAGCUUUUACUAGUAGCUCAACUCCUGCCAUCUCUCAGUCUACUUCUGCAUCUAUUUUCGGUGCCUCAAGUUCUCCAGCAUUUGGUGCAUCAACUUCUUCAAUAUUUGGUUCAUCAAGUAAUCCAGCACUCACUAGUAGCUCAACUCCUGCUAUCUCUCAGUCUACUUCUGCAUCUAUUUUCGGUGCCUCAAGUUCUCCAGCAUUUGGUGCAUCAAGUUCUUCAAUAUUUGGUUCAUCAAGUGCUUCCAUGUUUACUUUUAGCUCAACUCCUGCACUCUCUCAUUCUACUUCUGAAUCUGCUUUCGGGGCCUCAAGUUCUCCAGCAUUUGGUACAUCAAGUGCUCCCACAUUUACCUUUAGCUCAACUCCUGCUCUGUCUCAGUCUACUUCGGCAUCUGCUUUUGGGGUCUCAAGUUCUUCAGCAUUUGGUGGACCAAGUACUUCACGGUUUGGCGCAUCAAGUGCUCCAAUGUUUGGUUCAGCAAGCACUCCUGUAUACGCUUUAAGCUCAAAUACCGCUCUCUGUCAGUCUACCGUUGAAGCCUCAACUUUUCCAGGAUCUGGUGGAUCACGUGCUUCAGGGUUUGGUGCAUCAAGUGCUCCAUCGAUUGCUUCAUCGAGUAUUCCCGCAUUUACUUUAAGCACAACUGUUGCCCUCUGUCAGUCUACUUUUGGAGCCUCAAGUACUCCAGGAUUUGGUGGAUCAAGCACCCCAGCAUUUGCUACCUCAAGCACUCCAGCACUUGCUACCUCAAGCACUCCAGCACUCACUUUUGGCUCAAUUCCUGCCUUCAGUCAUUCUGCUUCUGCAUCUGCUUUUGGUGCCUCAAGUGCUCCAGGGUUUAACACAUCAAAUGUUCCUGUUUUUGUUUCAUCAAGUACUCCAGCAUUUAAUUUUAGCUCAACUUCUGGCCUAUGUCAAACUACUUCUACGUCUACUUUUGGAGCAUCAAGCGCCCCAACAUUUGCUGCCUCAACCACUCCAGUGUUUACUUGUAGCCCGAUUCCUGCCCCCUCUCUGGCUACUUCAGUAUCAGCUUUUGGGGCUCCAGCAUUUGGUUGUCCAAGUGCUACAGGUUUCAGUGCAUCAAGUGCUGCAGCAUUUGGCGGCUUCAAUGCCAUUGCAUCUGGAUCUACUAAUUCAAAUACCUUUCCUUUUGGCUCUUCAUUUGCCACUCCAAUUGCCACUUCAACAAGUUUUGGGGGUUCUAGUCUAUCUGCUUCUACACUGGGUAGCUCCAACAUAUUUGGACCUGCUCCAGAUGGUUCUGACAAGCAAAGGUUCCCGUUUGGGACCCAGACAAUGACAGGAGUAUUUGGACAGAAUGGUUUUGGACCUUCAAUUUUUGCUGGAAAACAUAGAGGAACUAGAAUAGCAGCUUACACUGAAACAGAAGAAGAGUUUACCGACAAUCCUGUUGGUGAGAAGCUUAUGUCUAUAACAGCCAUGCCUGUCUACAAAGACAAAAGUUUAGAAGAAUUAAGAUGGGAGGACUACCAAUUGGUGCAUAAAGACCGCUAUGGAAAUGAUCAAUCUGCCAGUGGGUUUACAUUUGGUGUUUCUACCUGCAACCCUACAAGCUUUGGAGCAACAUCUACAUUUCACUCUCGUCCAUUACCAGCAUCUUCUUCUUUGCUCUGCUCAUUACCGUCUGGCUCAUUAUCGUCCCAGAAUCACACCACGCGAUUUGUACACACAACAUCAUGUCCUACCAGCACAUUAUCUUCCCUGAAUGUACCAAAUAUCCAAUUACUCCUACAACCUCAAUUCGUAGCACCCUCUUUCCAGCUGACAAAUGCAGUGGCUGGACUGAGUAUUUCAUCUGUGCAUGUUAUUACCCCUCAGUCACACACAUUGUGUAUACCUUUUGCACCUGCAUUUGGGCAACUGGUGUUUACAAGCCUGCCAACGCAGUGUCCAAGCAACGUAAUUUGUUAUGGGCACAGCAUCCCUUGUCUCCUGGCUUUUCCUCAGCCUAUAUGUGCGUUCUCUGUUGGCAACUUUGCUCAGUCACCACCAUCAGGGACAGAAGGGAGCAGUUGAAGCUUUUUCUGCGCGGUAUUUGUGGUCAAAUUUGUCAGCUGUUGCAAAGUAACCCAUUUGACUAGGCACUCAUCUGCUAUGCUUUUUGACGAAUUUCAAGGAUUAUCGAAAAUUUAUCAUCGUAGAAGAGUUCCUGUCAUAAUCUAAGAACCCCUUUGUUAUUGUUUCAAACUUCUAUAGUACUUACAGUUUCUGCAAAUGGAAAUCACAAACUGAAGAAAUAUGGACAGACUUGCAGACUCCCACCAUACAAUUUCUAACUGCAAAUCAAACCAGCCUAAUAGUUUGUCGCUGAAAGUUAUACCCUGUUUGGAUCAAGGAUUCCAUGGUUUCAUAAGACAUGAUGUGGUUUCUUUAUUUGGGCAGAAUGUUCUUGAAAAAUUGUGGUUUUAAGUUGUAAAAUGAUGAUUUCUUAACCAUUCAAACUGCUAAUUUGAUGAGUUGGGAUGAUUUGAAGA